This is a messenger RNA of Tupaia belangeri chinensis (Chinese tree shrew), 2075 nucleotides long. It is a transcript of the gene RASSF1, whose product is annotated as Ras association domain family member 1. Gene Ontology annotation, cellular component: nucleus; microtubule cytoskeleton. Lineage: Eukaryota; Metazoa; Chordata; Mammalia; Scandentia; Tupaiidae. The coding region runs from base 472 to 1284 and encodes 270 amino acids. The transcript is spliced from 5 exons. Gene Ontology annotation, biological process: Ras protein signal transduction. The record is from RefSeq and is a predicted model, not a curated record.
CAUCGAGCGAUCCAAAAGCCUAUAUCCCCGCAGCCUACAGGGGCUAAUUCGUGCAGCGAGCACUGAUGAGUGCUCCGGACGCAGACUUCGCGCAGACCCCCCAGGCCACAAGCCAACCACUUCCUAGCCUCGCCUAAGCGCUGCGCACGCGCACUUGCCACACCCGCUUCCGGUCCUGAGGCGAUGUUGGUGCACAUGCGCACACGCUCUGAGACGUGCCCUGCGGGAGGUGGGGCCUGCGAGGAUGCCUGGGCGAUGAAGUCAUUACUAGAGGCGAGCGUGUGUGUCCCCGCCUCCGAACGCUCCUCCCCCAAUGAGACGAGAGCUAGAUCCUGGCUGCCCACGUUUCAGUCUUAACGGUUGCCGCGCGGCGCUGGUCUCUGCGCACGCGCUCACGCACAUACGCACGCGCACGGGGUGGUGGUAGGAAGCCGCCGACACACGGGAGCCGGGGACCGGGCGGGCGCGGCGAUGGGCGAGGCGGAGACGCCUUCUUUCGAGAUGACCUGGAGCAGCACGACGAGCAGUGGCUACUGCAGCCAGGAGGACUCGGACUCGGAGCUCGAGCAGUACUUCACUGCGCGCACCUCGCUGGUGCGCAGGCCGCGCCGGGAUCAGGAUGAGCCUGUGGAACGGGAGACACCUGACCUUUCUCAGGCUGAAAUUGAGCAGAAGAUCAAAGACUACAAUGGCCAGAUCAACAGCAACCUCUUCAUGAGCCUGAACAAGGAUGGCUCCUACACAGGCUUCAUCAAGGUCCAGCUGAAGCUGGUGCGUCCUGUCUCAGUGCCAGCCAGCAAGAAGCCCCCCACCUUGCAAGAUGCCCGGCGGGGCCCAGGGCGGGGCCCAGCCGUGAAGCGCCGCACCUCCUUUUACUUGCCCAAGGAUGCUGUCAAGCACCUGCAUGUACUGUCGCGGACCCGGGCACGUGAGGUCAUCGAGGCCCUGCUGCGCAAGUUCUUGGUGGUAGACGACCCCCGCAAGUUUGCACUUUUUGAGCGGGCUGAGCGUCAUGGCCAAGUGUACCUGCGGAAGCUGUCGGAUGAUGAGCAGCCCCUGCGACUGCGGCUCCUUGCAGGGCCCAGUGAGAAGGCCCUGAGCUUCGUCCUGAAGGAGAAUGACUCUGGGGAGGUGAAUUGGGACGCUUUCAGCAUGCCUGAACUGCACAACUUCCUGCGCAUCCUGCAGCGCGAAGAGGAAGAGCACCUCCGCCAGAUCCUCCAGAAGUACUCCUAUUGCCGCCAGAAGAUCCAAGAAGCCCUGCAUGCCUGCCCACUGGGGUGACCUUGUACCCCUGGGUGGGAGGAGGAAUGUAGGCAGCGCCAGGAGUGUGCUGUGUGAGUGUGACAGGGCCUGUGGGGCCUGAGGAAUGAGUGUGCAUGGAGGCCCUCCCCUCCUAGGGAACGAGCCCAGAGAACAGCGAAGGAGUUGACCCUGUGUAUCCAGUGGGUGUAACAGGGCAUGGCCUUGUACCCCUCUGCCCCACCAUGUGCUAGGUCACCUAGGACCAGGACUUCCAGGGGAGCUGCUCCAGCUUGCAGCAAGGUGGGACAGACAGAAAUCUCUAAUUCAUGUUCCAGAUGCGAAGGUCUUGGAGACUACAAGAACAGGGUAGUGUGUGCAGGGGUGAGGGCCCUCGUCUGUGGGGCAACGUUGUAUGUUUUGGAUCUUGGAUAGGAUCUCAGGAUAGCCCUAGUGGAGCCAAGAGGGCGAUCAGAAUAAGGGGCCAUGGGGGAAGAGUCUAGGCUUUCUUCUGCAGUGCCCUCUGACUCCUCACACACCCUGAGGUCAGGGAGUGCUGGCUCACAGUGCAGCGACAGUGCCUCAACGCCUCCUCCAAGGAGGAUGGCCCUGGGCCAAGGUCUGUGAAGGUGGACCCCGGCCCAGGUCUGUACCUUGUUUGCCAACAACCAAAGCCAGGGUCUCUGCCUCAGGUAUUUUUGGUGACGUGUGCGAAUGUAUGUAAUGUUCUGUGGCCUCAGCUGAAUGUCUCCUGCAGGGAAAGGGGUGGGAGUGACAGUCACCAUCAGGACCUGGGGCCUGAGGAGUGUCUGAAUAAAGAUUUGAGAAUCUUC